This is a messenger RNA of Echinostoma caproni, 258 nucleotides long. Lineage: Eukaryota; Metazoa; Platyhelminthes; Trematoda; Plagiorchiida; Echinostomatidae. The record is from the annotation of a GenBank genome assembly.
AUGGAUCUCGAUAAGGGGCAGUGGUCGUAUUUAGUGGCGGGCCACAUUCGCUACGUCACAGCGCUGUCCACGGAUACUUGUGGUGUUUUUUACGGAGAACCGUUGCCAGGAGGUAAACCCACUACAUCCUCGAUCGCUAUCGCUGAUCGUCCACGACCGCUUAUUCGGGAGAUCACGGCUAUCAGUACUCAACACGACGAACUUCAUGGCCAAAACGAUGUUCUCACCAGACACGAGAAAUACGAAGAGCAACCCUGA